Paraglomus occultum is the source of this 514-nucleotide messenger RNA. NCBI's taxonomy places the organism in Eukaryota, Fungi, Glomeromycota, Glomeromycetes, Paraglomerales, Paraglomeraceae. The record is from the annotation of a GenBank genome assembly.
AUGAAUAAGGAUGGCGCGUCAUUUGGAGACGUGUGCAUUUAUCGUGAAGGUGCUGACAAUAAUGAGAACAUCAUCUGUGCACUGCAAGCGAAAAAGUGGAAGAAACCAGUCCCAAUUGACCUGCUUACUAAAGAGCACACAAUGAACACAGAAACUAUUCGAAACAUACAACAAGGAUCAACAUUGGAUAAUCAAAGAAUUAAAAAUGCACGCACCAUUACUGUGCUUAUCACCACAGCAAAUGUUACAGAGCAAGCAUAUUGGCAAUUCAGUAAUCCUAAUUUUUUUCCUGAAGAUUGUCUUUUGAUAUACCAGGGAAAUUUCAGCAAAUUUUUUGAGACUUUAAAAAAGAGGCUUCAUUUCAAUGAUGCAGACGUCGAGAAGAUCUUGGAUAAUAUGCCCUACCAUUCUUCUGAAGAUCUUUUGCAAAAACUUCCUGCAUUUAAUAGAUACAAAGGACUUGUCGAGGAAAUGCAAUUUUUGCCCUAUCAACCAGAAAAAAGAUGCCGUAUAG